Hordeum vulgare subsp. vulgare (domesticated barley) is the source of this 1111-nucleotide messenger RNA. RefSeq lists its product as uncharacterized. The transcript is spliced from 8 exons. Bases 135 to 773 code for a protein of 212 amino acids. Lineage: Eukaryota; Viridiplantae; Streptophyta; Magnoliopsida; Poales; Poaceae. The record is from RefSeq and is a predicted model, not a curated record.
ACCCCUUCUCCCCUUCGCACACACACACACACACACGGCACACGCCGCGGCAAAGCGAGAGAAAGGGGCAAAGGCGAAGCGGCGUCCUCGUCCACCUCCACCACCACCACCACCACCACCACCACCGGCGAGCUAUGUCGGCCGCGGGGAAGGCGAAGGCGAGCGGCAGCAAGCGGGCCGGAGCCAAGGACCCCGACGAGGCGCCCCGGUCCGACAAGAGGCGGCGCGACAUGGACGACUCCGACCCCGAGCUCGAGCUCGACAGCGACUUCAAGCAGAUCGUGACGAUGCUGCGCCACAUCAAGGACAAGGCUCACAAGGACGGCCAGAAGAAGACCGAGCAGGCCAUCUCCAGCGUUGCAACAGAGAUUCAAUCUAUGGUACAGGACACCAAGACAAAGUUUGAGAAGGAAAGGCAGAAUGUUCUUAAAGGUCUAACGAAGGCUUCCAAAGAGUGUGAAGGUUCAUUGAAGACCGAGUACACCAAGUUUCAAGCCACUCAUGACAAGUUCUCCAAAGACAAGGCUGCACACAUACAGAAUUUCAAAGAUCUUUUCUCAAAGUUUGAAGUUGAAAAGGAGAAACUGAUAGUUCAGUAUGAAUUGCAAAGGAAGAAGGAAAAGACUACUCUUGCUGAUCUUGAGAAAACAGUCGCGGAGAAGAUAUCAGAUGCAGAGGAAUCUCUGAAGAAGUUGAAGCAGGGUGACAAAUCCAUCAUCAAGCUUCGCAAGUCCUUUGCCUCGUUCCUGGUCCCCGACGAGGAGGACGACUGAUACGGCUCUUGCUUGAUGGUCCGUCUUUCAGAUUGACGUGGAUAGUGGUAUAUGGUUUUGAAGAACAGAGAUGAUGCACAUCACAGGGGAAAGAGUGAGUAGGUUCUGUAGGGUUUCGAUAACUUGGCCCGCAUGGCUCGUACGGUUUUGGUGCUUUGAUGUCUGUCGUUUCAGAUCGACAUGGAUAGUGGUAUGUUGUUCUGAAGAACAGAGAUGAUGCGCGUAGGUUCUAUAGGAUUUCGAUAGCUUCUUCACCCGCACUGCUCAUGCGGUUUCGGUGUUCCGAUCAUGAUGAAACCUAACUUUUCCUGCUCUUACAUUCAGCAGCCAUUGCUAAA